AGGGCAAAGGGUCAAGGGAAGGAAUCAAAGAGGGUGAAGAGGAGAAACCACAAGAAGUGGGAGAAGACAGAGGAGCGGAGACUCGGGAGAACUUCCCUGAGAGACACCAGAAGAACAACCUGCAAAGAGGACAACUCCAAAAGUUUCAUGACAGAAGACUAGGAGAGGGAGCAGAGACCAACCGAGCAGAGAAGAGGGAUCCUUCACCAGAGUUGCUGAGAUGGGGGAGCUUGAGGAGUUACGUCAAGAAGCAGAAGCUCUGAAGAAGCAGAUUGCGGAAGCCAGAAAACAAUGUGCAGACGCAACCCUGGAACAGAUCACAUCUGGGAUGGAGGUGGUUGGACGUAUACAGUUGCGAACUAGAAGAACAUUGCGUGGGCACUUGGCUAAAAUCUACGCAAUGCAUUGGUCAACUGACUCAAGGCUCCUGGUCAGCGCCUCUCAAGAUGGAAAACUUAUUGUGUGGGACACAUAUACAACAAAUAAGGUUCAUGCGAUCCCCCUGAGAUCUUCUUGGGUGAUGACCUGCUCCUAUGCGCCCUCUGGUAACUUUGUUGCGUGCGGUGGUUUGGACAAUAUGUGCUCUAUCUACAAUUUGAAGACACGCGAGGGAAAUGUCCGAGUCAGCAGGGAGCUGGCAGCUCACACAGGUUACCUUUCCUGCUGUAGGUUCCUGGAUGAUAACCAGAUUGUAACCAGCUCAGGAGACACCACCUGUGCUUUGUGGGACAUUGAAACCGGGCAGCAGAAGACGGUGUUCGUGGGCCACACAGGAGACUGCAUGAGCCUGGCCGUGUCUCCCGACUUUAACCUCUUCGUUUCCGGAGCUUGUGACGCAACCGCCAAGCUGUGGGACGUGCGAGAGGGCGAAUGCAGACAGACGUUCACUGGGCACGAGUCAGACAUCAACGCCAUUUGUUUCUUCCCCAGUGGCCAGGGCAUCUGCACGGGUUCCGAUGACGCCACAUGUCGCUUGUUUGACCUGCGUGCUGACCAGGAGCUUAGCGUCUACUCUCAGGACAGCAUCAUCUGCGGCAUCACCUCGGUGGCGUUCUCCCGCAGCGGCCGCCUCCUCUUGGCUGGUUACGACGACUUCAACUGCAACAUAUGGGAUUCACUAAAGUGUGAAAGAGUUGGUGUGCUCUCUGGUCACGACAAUCGUGUCAGCUGCCUCGGGGUCACCUCAGACGGGAUGGCGGUCGCUACUGGAUCCUGGGAUAGUUUCCUCAAAAUCUGGAACUGAAUUUUUUUGCAAGAUACUUCAUGCAGCGGAGACAGGGGCCCCUAAACUCACCUCCCCCUUCCCCACCCACCGUCCAUUUAUCAGUGCCCCUGAAUGUACCCUAAAUAGUGUCUUUUCUCACCCACCCCCCCCCCCCCAUGCCAGGCACCCGCUCGGAUUUGCUGUGACACUUGUUAGCUUCCGCAGAGCUGCAGGAGAAUCUCCAUGAGCAAACAUAACACUGCCACCUAGUUGCUGCUGUACAUACUGCACCUGGAUAUCAGCACUUAAAGCGGCGGCUGAUCACUGGACCAGUCCCUAGGACCCCCCUCCCCAGUAAAUCCUCCCCCCUCCCCCUCCAUCCCCACUAUUGUUCUCUACUCCUGCUGCAAACAUUGACAUCUGUGUGCGACUCUACUACUUAAUUUAUUUUACUGAAGCCUCUUCUCCUCCCCCCCCCCCCCCCCCCCGCCCCCUUUUUUUCUGUCACUUUUUUUUUUUUUUUUUUCAAACCGGUUUGUGUUUUAUAGAAAGAGGAAAAUAAAAUCUAUUUUAGGUCAUGGCAGCCAAAAGAUUUUGGCAUCUUUCAGACUGGCACGUUAAGGUCC
Hyla sarda is the source of this 1830-nucleotide messenger RNA. RefSeq names its product G protein subunit beta 3 (gene GNB3). The coding region runs from base 221 to 1243 and encodes 340 amino acids. The record is from RefSeq and is a predicted model, not a curated record. The transcript is spliced from 10 exons. Gene Ontology annotation, biological process: G protein-coupled receptor signaling pathway. Gene Ontology annotation, cellular component: heterotrimeric G-protein complex; cytoplasm. Gene Ontology annotation, molecular function: signaling receptor complex adaptor activity; protein binding. NCBI's taxonomy places the organism in Eukaryota, Metazoa, Chordata, Amphibia, Anura, Hylidae.